Molecule: messenger RNA, 777 nt
Organism: Arachis duranensis
Lineage: Eukaryota; Viridiplantae; Streptophyta; Magnoliopsida; Fabales; Fabaceae
Product: F-box/FBD/LRR-repeat protein At1g78750-like
Exons: 2
Coding region: 1-777 (258 amino acids)
Source: RefSeq, a predicted model, not a curated record
AUGCUAUCGCGAGAUGUAACGCAACCCAUUCGCAAUUUCCGCCUCAAAUUUGAGUAUCCCUCAUGUGAUGAAUGUGAUGUAGAAUUGUGGCUCAACACCGCCAUACAGCGUCAAGUUGAGAGGAUUGAGCUUCAUUCUCGGAUAACAACGUUGCCGAUUGGAAUUCUGACAUGUGCAAGCCUUGUUGUUCUCAAGUUGGAAUUCUUAAUAGUGGACCGUAUUUUAACAGUACACUUACCGGCUCUUAAAACUUUGUAUUUGAUGCGGGUCGUAUUUGCAGAAGAUGAAUAUCUUGGUAUGAUUCUCUCAGGAUGCCCAAAUAUUGAGGACUUGCAAAUCAAUUAUUAUUCUUAUUUUGGGCUAGAAUUCAGUCCUCUUGCCAUCACUUUCCGCAAUCUAAUUCAGAUGAAGCUCUCCGUGUAUGAUUGUAAAUGGGGGUUGCUAGUUGGACUGCUCAAAUCCUGUCCGUUGCUUCAAAUUCUUGUCAUCAGAAAGGAGAAGAAAUCGGCAAGCGUAUUGGAUCCGUUAAAUCAGUGUUACACACAAACCGUUUCUGGAUGCCUUUCAUCGCACCUAAGAGCCUGCACUAUAAAGAAUUUUCAUGGUGCUGAUGUUGAUAUUCAAUUUGCAAUAUAUAUUCUGCAGAAUGCAAGUUUGUUAAAGAAGAUGACCAUAUGUUGCUCGAGUUCCUCAAGAAAAGGAGAUAGGUUUGAAAUUUUAAAAAAGAUAUCCAAGGUUGCUAGGAUUUCGACAACUUGUGAACUGUUGUUUGAAUGA